AUGGAGUCACGUAUUAAAUAUCUGGAUGAAUUAUCCAUGGUAUUAUUACGAUCCAAAGCAUCAAAAUUGAAGGACCAAAAUAUAAAACCUAAGAUCCCAGAAGAUGGAGAUCCAAACAGUUGUGAACUAAUUAAGUUCUUGAUUAAGAAUUUACUAGAUUCCCAAAAAGGGGAAGUUUUCAAAAGUUCUACAAUUUUUUCAAAAUCCAUGCAGGUGCUAGAUUUGGUAAUAACAACAACCCCUUACUUAUUAAUCCAUACAUCGUUAGACAUUGUGUCAUUAGAUAAUCAAAAACAAACAAUUGGUAUAUUAGCAUUAAUAGAAAUAUUUAUUGAAAUCUCUGUAUUAAACAUCGAUAGACCAGAUAGAUUAUGGUUUAUACGGAAAAAACUUGGAAAUUGGUGUCAACUAGUAAAUGAAAUUUAUGGUAACCAUUUCAAACUAAUACAAUCAAAAUUUUUCGAAACCAUGAUAGAUAAAUAUGAAAAAAAACUAAGAGCUGUACGAUAUGGUAAUUACCCUUAUCAAUAUUAUUUGAGAAACCUUCAAAUCCUUUACGUAUUAUGUUACAUGUUAAACUCUAACCAUUCAAUUACUAAAUCAACUUUUUUAUUUGAAGGUUCUAAUAAAGGUACAAAUUCAUGGAAUAUGAAAUUCCAAAAAUUAAUGAGGGUUGUACUAUUCAUAUUGGAAUCUGUUCAAGUAGAAUCAAAUACCGAGUACAUAGAAUUACAACUGAAGUUCAUAUCGUUGACUGUGGAACAAUUAUUAUUCAAUACUAUACCAAGUAUACGGGGAACUCCACGUAUUAUUUCCACCGAUCAAUUCAAAUUCACAUUAGGAAUGAUUAACCAGUUCAUGAAAAGCAACAUUGUUACGCUCAGUGAUGAUUCAGUAACUUUUGCAAAAUGUCUAUUAAGAGUAUACUCCCUGUGUAUUCCAAGAGGAUCAAGCUAUAACCUUGCAAAACAAUUUUUCGAACUAUUACAAAAUGAGCUUCCAUUAGAACAAUGGAUAAGAGACAAUGAAUUACAUUUUACUUCAAACGAAGAUAAUUUGGAAUACCCAUCCACUAGCAUAACAUGGAAAAGUAUUAUCCUAGUAUAUCUUGAUAUACAAAGACGAAGUGUACCUUCUGAGUCAAGAAUAUUUGAUGAGCAUAAUAACAUAUGGAUUACCAAUACAUUCCCCCCAAAAUUUGUCAAAUAUGUCGUACAACCGUUUACAGAUAAUUCGAAACAGUUAGAAAAUCUGAGAACACUGAUAUUAACAUCUUACUCAAAGCUGGAACCUACUAGUGUAUUAUCUACAGAAAUUUACGAAUUAGAGAGGUCUCUAUUAUCUUCUCAAAAUAAGAAACUGAAACAACUGUUCAACAAAAUUUCUGAAGCAAUCACGGCUUGUUUUACAGUCAAUAAUAACAAAAAAUUAGUAACAUGGGUCAGAAUAUUAAGUAGACUAGCUUGCUACGAACAUUGCCAUACAGAUAUUAAUGGGUUAUAUAAAUGGGAGUUCUGUAAGGCAUGCGAAGGUAAUAGUAAUGCAAACAUUUUUAAAGAUGUUAGUCCUGACAGGCCUGAUUGUACCAAACAUUCUUUAACUUAUGCUGUGAUACAGAAAAAUUUUCUUUCUAACCCUAACUUAAAUGACUUUAACGAAGCCUUACUAACAGGGUUGUUGUUUUGUCUUCAACGUAUUUUUACACAUUUUCAACCUCCUAUAUUAAUAGAUCAAUCAACAUCAAAAUUUCAACCAGAAUUCGAAUUAGUUUCGAAAUGUUUCAAGAGUCCCAAUAGAUACUUAAGAAUUAUUGCGACAAGGUUAAUACCUCUUUGGAAUAUAACAAACAUACAUAAUACAAACCUAGAGACUACAACUGAAUUAAUCAAGUUUUUGCAAUCUCAAAAGAAGGAAGUUCAAUCUGAAACAUUAACUAUGGCAUGGGUUCAAUUAACGCUCACAACAUCGGGUCAAGAAUUUGACAGUGUUUUAUUUAAAUUAGUACUUAACCUAGCAACGGAAGAUUAUGCCACCUACCUUAUGGUAGGAUUCCAGAUAAAAAAUAUGGCUAGACUACUUCGCAAGACACCUUACCAAUUGAUAUCUCCCAUUUUACCAGAUCUAUUAAGACAGGUAGGUAAGGGAGUUAUCCCAAUGACUCCCUUUUUAACUAGAUUAGUUAACCUUUCAGGAGUAUCUCUGAUUAGCAUCUUCAAUUCAUUUCAAAGAUACAUUGUCCCAUAUGCAGUAAUGCAACAAGGGAGUGAUGUAUUGGGUAAGAUAGCCGUAAUUAUGUGUGGUAAUGAAACAGAAUCUAUUAAUGACAAAAAGGAAGAAUUACUUAAAAACAAUAUUUCAGAGAUAUUUGCCGUGUGCUUAGUAAAACAUAGACUUUUUUCGUCUGAAAUUAUCGAAAAGAUUUUUACUACAAGGGUACACACUUUUGAUAAAUCAUUGAUAUACAGGGGACUACCAAACUUCGUUACUUUAGCUGAAAUCACCAAGUUGUAUAGAUUUAGCGAAAUUAAAGAUGAAAAUGCGACUGAGAACAAAAAUAUGGUAUUAUGUUCUUUAAGGUUUUUAAUGACUGAUUUUAAAAAAGAUUACUGCCAUGGUUCAAAGUACAAAAAUGUAAAUGCGUGGACUGAGACACAAGAAAGUACCUUCCAGAAAAAGAUGUCAGAAGACAUACUGGGUAUUUUUCAAGUUUUUUCAGUGGAUAUUCAUAACGUCGAGAAAGCUAAUAGCAAUAAAGAUGAUAUCGAACGGAAGUCAAAUUAUUACGAAAAGCUACGUGUUAUUCACGGUGUUUCCUUUUUAAUUGAAGAAUGUCGCCAAGAUGUUAUUAUAGCAGCUUUACCACAAAUAAAUAUAUGUCUUCAGAUCGCUUUAGAAAUUGAAGAAGUGAGGUACUCCGCAUUAAGAUGCUGGUUAUUACUUGUUAAAAAACUGCCCGAUGACCAAUUGUCAACAGUAAUUGAUGGUUGGAUUGUAUUUAUUCUUCAAAAAUGGAAUGUAUUCAGUGUUCAACAACAAACCCUAGUCUAUAAAAUUUUGGAUUAUUUAAUAACUGAUAAAAUAGAUCUUAUGUUUGAAAACAAUCCGUAUAUCGUAUUUGCCUUAAAGGAAAAGACUGAGUUGAAAUUAUUAGAUAGGGGUACAAGUUUUGCGAGGAGGGUUGGAAAGUCAAGAGGUAUACAAGAUUUGAUGCCGAUAUUUGUUAACAAUCUAUCAAGUAACAAUCGAUACAUGAUAAAACAAACUCUAGAAGAUAUUAAGUUAUUUUUAAAAAGAAAACAAAAUGGUAACAAUAUCCAGAUAUUUAGCAUGGAUAAUAACAAAUCGAAUAUCAGUUUAUUAUUAAAUGCGCUAUUAAAAACGGCUCAUAGAUUUAGAACACUCAAUCCAACUGUUUCUCGAACAUGCUCUGAAUGUAUCAGUAUGAUCGGUGUUCUGGAUUCCACGAAGCACGAUAAUGCAAUGACUAUUUCCUCCGAACAAACCUACGAUUUUGGUGAUAGAUCACAAACUAUCAAAUUUCUAAUAUGGGUUUUGAAUGAUUUUUUAGUACCUUCUUUUUGGGACAGCGAGAAUCCAAAUAAACAAUUGUUCGUUGCACUUGUGAUGCAGAAAUCAUUAGAUUAUUGUGGUCUGAGUUCCAGAUUCUGGGAUAUUAACAAAAAAGAUUCUUAUCAAGAAGAGUUCCGGUUAUGGAGUAAAUUUAACAAAACUGCUCAAGCCACAUUAUCACCGUUAUUAUCUUCCCUUUAUUUUUCCAGUUCAACGAAAUCAUAUGUGGAUCUUAAUUAUCCAUAUUUUGACAUUAAAAUGAGUUACCAAAAAUGGGUUACAUCGCUAACAUUGGAUUUAAUUACCGUAAGUACUGAUGAGCAGCAUCCCUUACAUAUAUUUGCAUCCCUAAUGAGAUGGGAUGACGGCUCUUUUUCUAAUUUUAUUCUACCAUACAUUGUCAUGGAUAUUCUAAUCAAUGCCGGCGAAAACAAGAAGUGCGAAAAUUUGGUAACUAAUCUAAGUCUGGAAUUCAGUCAUAUUUUUAAGUUGGAUUCACACGACCUGAACCACUUGCAGAUCGAUUCACGUAAAAUGUGCUACGCUGCUAUAUUCAGAGUCCUCGAGUACUGCAGAAAAUGGGUGACGCAAUACAAGUUCAGCUACAGUCAAUUACAUGGGACAUAUAUUAUUACCGAUCAGAAAAUAACUAUUUUAUUACAAAGAAUCGACAAAUUUUUAAGCUCCGUUCCACUAUCAUUACUUGCGAAAGGUUCCAUAGAAGCAAAUUCAUACGAACGUUCGGUAUUAUACUUAGAACAAUGUUACAGGCAACAUGACACAAAUGAAACCACCAGUGAAGUAUUACUCAAAGAUAUGCAACAAUCGUAUGAGGAAAUAGGAGAUAUAGAUUCUAUUGAUGGUAUGCUAAAGACAUUCCCUUCUCACGAUUUCCAUUCCAAAAUUGAAGAAUUAAGGUAUUCUGAUAAUUGGAGUAUUGCACAAGACUGUUUCAGUGCUUUGAGUACUUUUGAUAACCCUCAGGCCACGACGAGAAUGUUAAAAUCGAUGCAUGACCACCAACUGUAUUCCAAGUUAUUAUCUAACGUCUCAUCCAUCAAUCCUAGUAACAAGAGCUUUUUCGAGUUAAUGACCAACGACUGUUACAACUAUGGCCUUAAGGCGUCAAAUCUACUGGGUAAUAUAAAUUCUUUAAAUUUUUGGAUAAAGAAAGUGGAAAACUUGGGAAACAUAAGUGAUCCUUCAAUUUUAUUCCAAUAUAAUAUGGCCAAGGCACUGUCAUACAUUGGUUCGGGCAAUGUGAACAUGACAUCCAAUUAUAUUGGUCGUUGUUACCAAGUAAUUGGAACACAUUUCACAACUUCUGCUGCUACCUCUACCCUAGUCGAGAAACAAAAGUUGCUAACCAAACUACAUGGAUUAUAUGAUGUGAACCUCUUAGCGUCCGACAACAAUGAAAUUCAAUAUAGACAAAAUACAAAACUUUUAAACUCCAGAAUGGAAAGAGUGGGUGCAGAAUUUAGCACAAACCAUUACUUACUCUCCAUUAGAAAAUCAUUCAACCUCUUACGUAACCCAGAACACGAUCGUGAGGAUCUAGUAGAAACGUUUUACAAAAUUACUACACUUGCCAGAAACAAUUCCCGUCUAGAUAUUGCAAUCGAUGCAUUGAUGAAUUGCUUACACUAUGGCCACCCCCAUGCAGAGUUAGAGUUCGCAGAAGUGUUGUGGAAACAAGGUGAAAAUGAUAGGGCAUUAAAAUUAGUGAAGGAAAUCCAUAAAAAAAAUCAAAAUAAUCGUCAAAUUAGUAAACAUGACAGAGCCAAGGUAUUGUUGAAAUAUACAGAAUGGCUAGAUCUUUCUAACAAUAGUUCUAGUGACUUAAUAAUCAAACAGUAUAAAACAGUACUGAAGUUAGAUAGUACAUGGUACAAACCUUAUUAUUCAUUUGGUCUUUAUUACAGUAAAUUUCUGGAGAAGAAGAAAGCAGAUGGGUUUAUUCCAGAUGGUAAAUUAGAGUCCCAAUCAAUUGCUUUCUUCUUAAAAGCGUUUGAAAGAAAUACUAUCCAAGCACGUGAAAAUUUACCUAAAGUGGUGACAUUUUGGUUAGAUACAGCGGAACGAUCACAGACACCUCAUUUAACAGAAGCUGAAAAAGUUAUAUUAGGAUCCAUGAAUAAAUCGAAUUCUAAAGAUCCUAGGGAUUAUAUGGAGAAAUUUUUGGCUAAUAGAAUGACUGUAUUGAAGAGAACCACAGAUGAUAUAUGCACCCACAUUAAUGAAGCAAUUGAUAAAUGUCCAACAUAUAUUUGGUAUUCAGUAUUAACUCAAUUGUUAUCAAGAUUAUUGCAUGCUCAUUCUAAGACAGCAAAUUUAAUCAGGAAAAUUUUGCUGAAGUUAACAAUUGAAUAUCCGACACAUAUACUUUGGUAUAUCAGCGUCUUACAAAAUUCGACAAUAAAUGAGAGAGUUCAAUGUGGGACACAAAUUCUAGAGGCAUAUUUAAGUCAAUCACCUACUUCAAAGAAAUUAAUAUCUAAUGUUCAAAAAUUGACAAGGUCAUUGACAAGAGUAAGUAUGAAGAAGGCUCCCGACAAUGAAACAAGAGCUGGAAGAUCAUUACAAAACGAUUUUAAAUUUGAUAUGAAAAUGGCACCUUCUGAUAUGACUGUGCCUGCUAGAGUCAAUUUAGAGACAAUAUCACCCAUAUCUGCAGAAUCAAUGCCAACAUAUAAACCAUUUAGAAACGAUGUUACAAUUGCACAAUUUGGAUCUGGUUAUAAAGUGUUUACAUCUUUAAAGAAGCCAAAAAAGAUCAAUAUUAUUGGUUCCGAUGGUAAAAUAUAUGGAUUAAUGUGUAAGAUGGAAGAUGUUAGACAGGAUAAUCAAUAUAUGCAAUUUGCUACCACAAUGGAUUUCUUAUUAAAGAAAGAAGUAGAAUCUACAAAACGUGAUCUUGGAAUCACUACAUAUUCAGUGUUGUCCUUAACAGAAGAAUGUGGUAUACUUGAAUUCAUCCCAAAUGUUGUUACUUUAAGAUCUAUAUUCACAACGCAAUAUCAAAUUAGAGAGAUCAAAUAUAGUAUGAGAACAUUCCACGACCAAUGGACUCAUUGUAGUGAUUCACAAAAGGAAGCAUUCUUCAAAGAACAAAUAAGAAAAUUUCCACCAGUAUUACACGAAUGGUUUCUACAAACAUUUCCUGAUCCAAUAAAUUGGUAUAAUGCAAGAAAUAUUUACUCUAGAUCGUAUGCAGUGAUGUCAAUGUUAGGUUAUAUUUUAGGUCUUGGUGAUAGACAUUGUGAAAAUAUCUUAUUAGAUACAGAGACUGGUAAAGUGUUACAUGUUGAUUUUGAUUGUUUAUUUGAUAAAGGUAAGACAUUACCAUGUCCUGAAAUUGUACCGUUCAGACUUACACAAAAUGUUCAUGAUGCACUCGGGAUCAUCGGGACAGAAGGUACUUUCAAGAAAUCCAGUGAAGUGACACUAUCCUUAGUAAGACACAACGAAAUUGCACUCAUGAAUGUGAUUGAAACCAUUGUUUACGAUAGAGACGUUGCUCAUCAAGCAGAAUUACAAGAAGCUUUAAAGAUCCUUCAAAACAAGAUUAGAGGUAUUGACCCUCGUGAUGGGUUGAUUCUAAGUGUAGCAGGCCAAGUUGAUACCCUUAUUUGUGAAGCACGCUCCACCGAAAGUCUAAGCAAAAUGUACAUUGGAUGGUUACCAUUCUGGUGA
Molecule: messenger RNA, 7266 nt
Organism: Maudiozyma saulgeensis
Lineage: Eukaryota; Fungi; Ascomycota; Saccharomycetes; Saccharomycetales; Saccharomycetaceae
Source: the annotation of a GenBank genome assembly